Molecule: messenger RNA, 1197 nt
Organism: Sphenostylis stenocarpa
Lineage: Eukaryota; Viridiplantae; Streptophyta; Magnoliopsida; Fabales; Fabaceae
Source: the annotation of a GenBank genome assembly
AUGCUAAAAAGCAUGGAGGCGAGUCGGCUGUCGAAGGGGUUGAAAAUGAUGCUGCAUUUUGUACAGCCAUCAAAGCUGAAAACUAAGAAGAUUGUGUUUGAGGAUGCAUAUGCUGCCUGUGAUUCUCUAACACUUGAACAUCUUAAGGAAUUAAGCUCAAAGCGUAAAGCGAUUGAAGACUCCAUUAAUGAGAGCAGCUUCAUCACAGAAGCUAUUGCAAAAGAAAUGUCUGGAGGGUUGGAAUCUCGCUUCGAACAGGAUAUUCACAAAAUAGAGCAGUAUCUGCCAUUACUGGAGAAUUUGUUUUCUUAUGCUGAUUUAACAAGAACCAAUAACCGAACCCAAAUGGCUCAAUGGACGGUGGCUCUUAAGAUACGCUGGAGUAGUGCCCUGAGCACAUCUUCAUUCUUCAAUUUCAAGGGCCCUAAAUUUUUCCAAAUCGACAAUUUGCGAUUUGAGCUUGGUAUGACCCUUUUUCUUUGUGGUGGAAUCAUGCGAGAAAGGGCUUUAGAAGUUCUACCAGCUGAUUUGGUUCGGUCCGCCACCAUUUUCAGACAAGCUGCUGGCAUUUAUCAUCACCUGGCGCAAGAGGUUCUUCCCCCCUUACAGCCUGAAUUGCCACCAGCAAAGCCCCCUGAAGUUCUUGCUGCAGUAUCCACUAUUAUGAGUCUCAUUUGCUUAGCUGAGGCCCAGGCAGUAACUACAAGGAAAGCUGAAGAGAAAGGUACUUCUCCGAGUCUCCUAGCAAAGUUGCAUCAUGGUGUUAGACUUUUUCUUGAAGAAGCUAUUGGAAUCUUUCAUACCGUUUUCACACAGUGCAAAGACAUUUCACCACGCUUAUUGGAAUUUAUGUAUUUCUGCAAGUAUUUACAUCAGUUGAAAGGUCAGCAAUAUUUUGCAGAAAGCCUAAAGGCUUGUGGUCAAAUAGGAGUUGCCAUUGGUGUUCUUUGUUCUGUGUUGACUAAUGUUAAAAGGAAGAUACCAGGAGAAGAGCCCUGGAAAUCUCUUUACCAGAAGCAAAUUCAAGAUGCUUCUGAAGUGCUCAGAAAGUUUGUACAUGAGAAUGAUUUUAUUUGGCAUGAGAAGAUCCCUUCAGGAAAUCAGUUACCCUUGCUUGAGGGUAAUAAAAUAGUCAAUUUUAUACCAUAUAGUCCCAAAAAAUGGGAAAAACAACUUUCUUUCAAUAUAUUAGUGUAG